GGAUAUUAACAUCUCAUUACUCGAUCUUUCUUGAAGGACUCUCUUCAGCUUCCACAACGAGGAAAAGAAUGAUGUUUGCCAAGAACACAGAACCGGGAUGCUAUUGCAAUGUUUUUGCUGUUUGGUUUCGCUCUUCAAAAUGGCAAAAAGCUUCAAAGUGCAAACUCCAUAUCCAGAAUCUGCUAUGUUCUGUCAAGGUGCAACGGACACGAACAGAGUGUAUGGCUCGACAGUCCCGGUCCGAUAUAGCUCAACUCGUUCCUUACGGCCGCUUUCGUGAAGCACUUCCUAAGGCGAAGCAAUUCUAUGAAGAUGAGAGAAGGCUAUUGGCAUAUGAUCAGGUCAAGUACUUGUGCACAACCAUACUACAGAGUUUUUCUCCUCUAAUCCAUCAAAGCGAUGUUCAUCUCUUAGCGGAUGAAACGAAAGAAGCAAUGGCCGGACUGAUAUUUGCCGCAUCAAGAAUCGGCGAGCUUAAGGAGCUUCAAAUCAUAAGGAGCCUGUUUGUUCAAAGAUUUGGGCAGAAGUUUGACAAAGACUCUGUAGAUUUGCGUCCAGGAAACCUAGUGAGUUCAGAAAUAGUUAAGAUUCUAGACACAAAUAUGCCGCAAGAUGCAAUUAGUCCAGAGAUCAUAAUGGGUAUUUCACAAAAGUACCAAACCAACUUCAUUACAUCCGUGGAUUUAAUAACGGAAGGUUCAGCUCCACGUACUAAUCAUGGCAUUGCGGAUUCUGAUCGGCGAAGCAAGAGAAACGAAAAACGUUUGUAAGGAGAAAAGAGAGUUAUGAAGGAUGAUCACAAGUUUCUGCACGCAAAUCGUAGAGAGUCUAAAGGAAAAGAUCAGUCAUCCUUCAUGAGAUAAAAGGUUGAUUGUGUUUGUGGUUUUGUUUUGAUGUUUCCACUAAAACUCUAGUAUGCUGUCUUGCUUAACUUAUCUGGCGAUAUCAUACAUUGUUUAUAUUUAGAAUCAUCUUUUGUUCUUAUUGCGAGUGAAACUAUUGAGUUGAAAGA
This is a messenger RNA of Raphanus sativus (radish), 1012 nucleotides long. RefSeq lists its product as uncharacterized. Lineage: Eukaryota; Viridiplantae; Streptophyta; Magnoliopsida; Brassicales; Brassicaceae. Gene Ontology annotation, biological process: protein transport. The transcript has 4 exons. Bases 69 to 770 code for a protein of 233 amino acids. The record is from RefSeq and is a predicted model, not a curated record.